AUGGCAAGUAACUUGAAAGUGCUCGACAUUUCAUGGACUAAAAUGUGGGAGCUACCUGAUGAAAUUAGGAUGUUAAAGAAGCUCGAAAUUAUAAAUGCACGUUGUUCUCGAUUGACAGGAAUUCGAAGCCUACCAACAAGCAUUCAUACCCUUGACUUAAGAGGAUGCAAUUAUCUCCAAGCACUGCCAGAGCUUCCCUCAAGUUUACAAGUUCUGUGUGUAGAGUUGUGGAGUUUUGAUGUUACCCCUAAUCUUGCAAAUCUGGUUAAUCUGCAAGUCUUGCGGUGUUACAAGAUUCCUGACGAGAUGAAUCAGAUAAUUUUCAGUGAUAUUGUUAAAUUAUCCAAAUUGCAGAGGUUGGACUUUGGAAGUAGCAGCAUUAUGACCCUACCAAAAGAGAUUGAUGCCCUUUCUCAGCUCAAAUUCCUCAAUCUAGAAUCAAUCAGUAAACUUCAAUGUAUAUUGGGUUUACCUCCCAAUCUGGUUGAAUUAUAUAUUGUUGGUGGUCGCUCAUUGGAAAUACUACCAGAUCUGUCAAAUUUGAAGUUCUUGUCGAAAUUGCGACUUUAUGAGUGCUGGGAGCUGAGAAAGAUUCAAGGGCUUCGGAAACUACAAUCAUUGACGAGUUUGAAAAUAGAUAAAUGCAUUAAACUGACAGAGAUUGAAGGACUUGGAAAUCUAGAAUUGCUGGAAAGUUUGACAAUAUGUAAGUGCAAUAAGCUGAGAGAGAUUCAAGGGCUUGGGAAACUACAAUCAUUGACGAGUUUGACAAUAGAUAAAUGCAUUGAACUGACAGAGAUUGAAGGACUUGAAAAUCUAGAAUUGCUGGAAAGUUUGACAAUAUGUGAGUGCAAUAAGCUGACAGAGAUUCAAGGACUUGGAAAUCUAGUAUCGCUGGCAAGUUUUCAUAUGCAUGACUGCUUUAGCAUAGUCGAACUUGAUCUGCUCAAAUGUUUGGCACCUCUAGCAUCCUCGGAGAUGAGUGGGUACAAACACCCUGAAAAUAAACCAGAUUGGUCCAACUUAAACAAGGUAAAAAAAUUUCGAGUUGCUGGAUGCCAGAAUCUUAAUAAGAUCGAAGGACUACAUACAUUGGUAUCAUUGGAAUAUUUGCAUCUGUCGACUUGCUCAGUAACAAUGCUGAAUCUAUCAAACUUGAAAAUGUUGAGACACUUGGAGCUCAUUGAAUGCACGAGCUUACGUGAGAUUGAGGGCCUUGGGGCUUUGGAAGCCUUGGAGGAACUGAGCAUCAAUUGGUGCUCUAAAAUAGCGGAACUUGAUCUGCUCGAAUAUUCUCAAUGCAACUUAAACAAGUUAAAAAAAAUUGAAGUUGCUUGUUGCAAGAAUCUCAAUAAGAUCGAAGGACUACAUAUAUUGGUAUCAUUGGAAUAUUUGACUCUGUCGUAUAACUCAUCCAUGGUAAGAAUGCCGAAUCUAUCAAACUUGAAAAUGUUGACACACUUGCUGCUCCGUCAGUGCAAGAGGUUACUUGAGAUUGAGGGCCUUGAGGCUUUGGAAGCCUUGGAGGAACUGGACAUCAGGGGGUGCUUAUCGCUGGAAAAAGUACCGCAUCCGCCAAACACACACACUAGGAUUUUUGAUCAUAAUGUUUUAGAUUGUAAAGAUUGGGAAGAUUGUGAAGAUUGUGCAGAUUUUUAUGCAGAUUAUGAAGAUUCUGAUGUUCAGAUUGGAAACUUGGCCUCUGGAAGAUCCCGCUAUGAGGUCCGGAAACAAUGCAUAGAGCUGAGCUAUUGUGAGCUGUUUGUAUCUUAUCCUCUUCUCCUCAUUGUUUUCAGUACUCUAUUGACAAGUGAGGUGAGGACGGACAAAAAGAGGUAUAAGGUGAAUCCACAAGCAUUAUGA
Cornus florida is the source of this 1863-nucleotide messenger RNA. RefSeq names its product disease resistance protein RPP5-like. Bases 1 to 1863 code for a protein of 620 amino acids. NCBI's taxonomy places the organism in Eukaryota, Viridiplantae, Streptophyta, Magnoliopsida, Cornales, Cornaceae. The record is from RefSeq and is a predicted model, not a curated record. The transcript has 6 exons.